Molecule: messenger RNA, 780 nt
Organism: Iphiclides podalirius (scarce swallowtail)
Lineage: Eukaryota; Metazoa; Arthropoda; Insecta; Lepidoptera; Papilionidae
Source: the annotation of a GenBank genome assembly
AUGCUGUCGUCAAGGUGUAAUCGUGUGUGUGUGUGUGCGCGUGUUGGUGCGCAGUGCGUGUGCAACGCGGGCUACUCGGGCGCGCGCUGCGAGGUGGCGGAGGAGCUGUGCGCGCGCACGCUCUGCGCCAACGGCGGCACCUGCCGGCCGCUGCGCCUCGCCGCCGCCUGCCUCUGCGCCCCCGGCUACACGGGCAAGCUGUGCGAGCAGUGCAUCGACGAGACGUGCGACUUCGAGGUGAAGACCGCCGGCGACGACGACGCCCUGGAGGGCCUCUGCAACGGAUUCUGUUUCAACGGCGGCUCGUGCCGGCCGGCGGCGGGGCGCGCGGUGUGCGCGUGCGCGGCGCAGUGGAGCGGCGAGCGCUGCCAGCGGCCCGCCUGCGAGGACGCCGCCUGCGCCCCCCAGCCGCCCCACGCCCCCCUCUCGCCCCAAGCCCCCUCCGCCACGCCCCCUCACGGAUUCGAACGGGUGACCACAAAUCGCGAAGAAUGUAACGCUACUAAAUCCACGCUGACCGUCUGCGGUAGUAGCUUCCCUGGCAGACUUUCGCGUUGCGCCAGUCUAAAGGGGAAUCGAAGCUCGCUACCGCACAGAAGUAUCUCAGACUCGCCGGAGCGGAUCAGGGCCGGCACUAGCCUCGGAGCGCGGUACGUAAUGUCGGCUCGGACGAGCGGCCGCGCCACCGCAAAGGCAGUCGGCCGCGCGCUGCCGUCCGAUCCGCCUGUACCCAGUAUCGCGUUGCCAAGUCGGGAAGACUUAAGUCUCGUCUUCGCAACG